Plasmodium gonderi is the source of this 2064-nucleotide messenger RNA. RefSeq lists its product as hypothetical. The transcript has a single exon. The record is from RefSeq and is a predicted model, not a curated record. Bases 1 to 2064 code for a protein of 687 amino acids. Lineage: Eukaryota; Apicomplexa; Aconoidasida; Haemosporida; Plasmodiidae.
AUGAAAACGUCGAAUGACAACAAUUUAAUAAUUGCAGAACGGUUGUAUAAUUUAGUUGUUUUUUUGCUUGAGGAGCAUAUUGAUUACCUUCGAGGUCAUAAAAUUAAUGGAACACAAAAAGAUGCUAAUAUAAGGAAAGUUAAUCUAGGUAGAUUACCAAAUAGUAAUGUCGUAGAAACAACCUCAGAAAAUGACAAAAUCAGAAAUGAUACUUUUUACAUGAUUCACAAGGAUGGAAGAUUGAAGAGUGCAAGAUUGUUGGAACAAGAAGGAAUAAAGAGAGACAAGGAAGAAGAGGAUAUAGAAUUUAGGGAAAAAAAUUACAAUAAUGAAAAGUUUAUAAUUCUUCUUACAAACGUAGGGAAAGAAAUAUUUAUACAUAGUGAUUUAAUUUUAAAAUUGAAAAUAAAAGAAAAAGAAAAAAAAACAAAUAUUUUAGAAUAUUAUUUCACCAUACAAAAAGAAGAUACCAAAUGUGUAAUAAUAUCGAACAGAAACAAAUUAAUUUAUGCUGUUGUUUUAAUUUGUCCAGGAAAAAAUAAAAAAAAAAACUCCAAAUAUGCUCAUGUAUAUCAUAUACAAGAAUAUGUCAUGAAUAAAUUUAAAGUAAACUUAAACUUUUAUGUCAACUUUAACUUUUCACUUAGGAAGUUCUUAAUGCGUAAAAUUUGCUUCAUAAAUUUUACGCAGAUCAUUUGGGAUUUCCAAUUUUUUAAAAAGAAUAUAUGUAAAAGAGUUAAGUAUAUUGCACAUCUUUCAAAAUGUUUAUGUUUUGUUUUAUCAUAUCAUUUGUUACAUCAGGAUUAUAAACUCUUUCUAGCUGGGUUGAUCAACCGUUCGGACAGAAUCAAAGGGCCAUCUGUGUUUCACAUUGUUGACGAUCAAGUGACUCGGUGGGGUAUUGCUAACGGAAUCAAUUUCUUGGUUAAUGAUGAGUUAGAGCAGGUGUCCCCUUCAGGCAUACAUGACAGAAGUGGUAGCCGUGAAAGUGGCUUAAGCGGAAAAAGUGGUGAAAGGAAUGACAAACGGGGAGACGAGCUGGAAAAGUGGCUCAUGGCAAAGUGCAAAAAAAAAGAGAAACCAUUUUUUAAGCAAAUUUGGUCUAUUUUUUCACUAUUGAAGGAAGAAAAUUCGAAUUUUUUAAAAUUCUAUAACUUGGAAAAUUACACGCGCGUUUUUAUAUACAAUUGUGAGAAACUUAACAGAAAUCAGUUUAUCCAAUUUCUUAAAAAAAUGCCAAACUUCCAUAUCCAUUCAGUAAAUUUAAAUACCUUGUUUGGAUCAUAUUUUAGCCAAACAGAGCAAAAUAUUUUAAACGUUUUUAAAAAAUGUCAACGUAUUUUAAAAAACACAACAAUGAAUCUCUGCCUCAUUAUUGACGGGAUUGAUGUAAUUGCAAACACCUCAUCUAGUGGUGAGAAUGACCUACAUGAACAUCUCCCCUCUUCUUCUUCUUCUUCCUCGCUCACCCAUAGCCUUAAUAUUCAUAUACUUGGGGAACGUGAGGCAAACGACAAUGGAAGAAUUCUCACUACACUUCUGCUAUGUCUUGACAGCAUCGACAACCACACACAGAGGAGGCACGUCCAGCGAAGAUUGUCUUGUCAAAUGGACGAACACGAUGGGGGUGACACUAUACAGAAAGGUGGCAAUAUACACAAGGAUGACACUGUAUGCAAGAGUGCUACUAAUAGAGGAUAUGUCACACGUGGAGAGCGUAACAUGCAUGUUAAUGUAGCUAACCAAGUACAUCCGAAGGGAGGGAAGGAAAGACCUCACAGAUUAGGGAAAGAGUAUUAUGAUGAAAAUUCAGAUAAUUCGGGAAAAAUCAGUUCAACAGAAGAGGAUUUCAAAAAAAGAACCAAAUGUAAAAACCUAUCAGCACAUGUAACAUUUGACUUUAAGAAAUUGGAAAAAAUUUACAAGGAAAGGUACAUUCAAUGCAUGAGAAGAAAAAAAAAAAAAAAUUUAAGUAUCAUAGUUUUAAGUGAUUUGGAUUUGAAAAAAUUUGAUAUUUCUUUAAUCAGAGCAGGGAGAUUUUUUCAUUUCAUAAAAUAUUCUUAA